AUGGGUGCUGAUAGAAAAUGCCGAGCCAGUCAUUUGGCUUUCAAUCUUGAAACUCGAGAAGAUGAUGAAGAACCUGAGAUUUCCAAGUGGGAAGCUAUCGUUUGGCUUUCAAUCUUGACGGCUUGGGUCUCUCUUCUUUCUGGCUAUCUUGUUGAUGCCAUAGAGGGUGCUCCGGUCUCAUGGAAGAUACCAAUCUCUUUUAUCAGUGUCAUCUUGCUUCCUAUAGUUGGGAAUGCAGCCGAGCAUGCAGGUGCUAUUAUGUUCGCCAUGAAAGACAAACUGGAUCUAUCUUUGGGAGUAGCUAUUGGAUCUUCAAUCCAGAUUUCCAUGUUUGCAGAAGGGACAUCGAACUACUUGAAAGGAUUAGUGCUCAUUCUUUGUUAUUUGAUAGUCGCUGCUAGUUUCUUUGUGCACGAAGAUCCUCAUCAAGAUGAUAUAUAA
Molecule: messenger RNA, 441 nt
Organism: Arabis nemorensis
Lineage: Eukaryota; Viridiplantae; Streptophyta; Magnoliopsida; Brassicales; Brassicaceae
Source: the annotation of a GenBank genome assembly